Molecule: messenger RNA, 752 nt
Organism: Panicum hallii
Lineage: Eukaryota; Viridiplantae; Streptophyta; Magnoliopsida; Poales; Poaceae
Exons: 4
Coding region: 188-460 (90 amino acids)
Source: RefSeq, a predicted model, not a curated record
CUCAGCCCAUCACCGGGUGAGCCCAACACAGCACGUCAGCACGGAAAUCCCCCUUUCUCUCCUCCUCCCUCUCGCUCGCUCGCUCGGCCGCCUUCUUCCCAAGCGGCGACGACAGGGGAGUGGCGCCGCCCUUGCCAGUUCUUCGUCGGACGCUUCGCCGGUCCGAGAGUGAGAGGAUAGAUUAAGAAUGGCUGCGCGGAGCACUUCCAUGGCCUCCGAGGAUGACUAUGAGACUGAACAAAAGAAGCAAGCUGCUGCAGAUGUUCUUUUCCACUAUUCACAGUUUGUUAUGGUCUGCAUUGGUGAGGACGUUCGCCCUACUGAUCUCAGGUUGCAUCUUAUGAAGGAAGUUUCAGGAAUGCCCACUUCCUUGAAAAAGGAGCCUCAACAGCCUGCUGCCUCACCGGAUUCCAGCGGUGAACCAUCAUCCUCUGGAACAAUGAAAACCGAAAUCUCCUAAGCUUCAUGAAUUAUCCAGAUCUGAUCUCCUGCUGUUUCUUGUGCACGGAGAAGAAAGUGAUGUUCAGAUGAUGAGGCCUACUUGUAUCAUAGGAAUGUAAAUAUGUUAGCAUCACAUCGUUACCUAGAAUUUGUUCUUGGGACAAUGCAGAUGGAACAUUGGUUGUCAUGUUGCUGUGCUGUUCGGCUGCUUUAUCUUCUGUCGUGUUGUGACAGCCUGGUAGGUGAUGUUUGUGAUUACAAUUCGAAAUCGUACCCAUCUUCAUGUUAGAAUUCAUUCAUAUUCAGGCAAA